This is a messenger RNA of Seriola dumerili (greater amberjack), 2058 nucleotides long. It is a transcript of the gene rhbdd2, whose product is annotated as rhomboid domain containing 2. The record is from RefSeq and is a predicted model, not a curated record. Bases 242 to 1216 code for a protein of 324 amino acids. NCBI's taxonomy places the organism in Eukaryota, Metazoa, Chordata, Actinopteri, Carangiformes, Carangidae. Gene Ontology annotation, cellular component: membrane. Gene Ontology annotation, molecular function: serine-type endopeptidase activity. The transcript has a single exon.
AAGAAACGAUUGAGCAAUAGUAGUUUAAGUGCUGCCGUCUGAAAAUACAUAAUCUAUGCACGUAAAAUGUUAUUUUACAUCUGAUCAAGAUCGACAACUGUAUAAACCCCCAAACUUUGCAGUAGGCAUCGUCUGGAUAAGUAAGUACUUCCUGGUUAAGAAGUGUGGAGACAAUUGAACCAGUUGGUUUGGUGAAUUCCGGGUUAACUUUUGCUGUGAAUUACUUAAAUUGUUUGGCAAAAUGAUACGAACGGAUUACUUCAACAUGAUCUCACAAAUUUUCAAAGACGUUGUUCCUGUCAUCACCAGCGGGAUUAUCACAGUGGUCCUUUUAUCGUGUGUUUUGUUUGGUAUCCAAACGUACUUCAGCUUAACUCAGGGGAUCUUCAGCGUUGGCGCCGCUGUUUUUCAAAACGGACACAUCCACCGGCUUCUCAUGCACCCUUUUUAUCACAAAACUUUUGCUCAGCUUCUCCUGAACAUCGUAGCCCUGGUGGUUCUCGGUGGCAGCUUGGAGAAAGGUGUCGGAACGGUCCGGUUCCUGUUCCUGUUCCUGCUGCUGUCCACCACCACCGGCUUGUUUUUCAGCUUCCUGGAGCUUCUGCAGGAUGACAGUAGCCGGGCUCCCACCGAAGGCUUGGUCCCUGUGGCCCUGGCCUGUGUGGCUCUGACUACCAUGCACACAAAGAUGACUAAAGGAUUCCUGUGCGGAGUCAGUUUCCCCACCAUGGCGCUCCCUUGGGUGUUUCUCGUGACCACCACUGCCCUCGUUCCGCACUGUGUGCUUCUCUGUAAUGUCAUUGCAAUCCUGACUGGGUGGAUGUAUGGGAAAGGAUGGCUCUCUUUUCUGAGCAUGUCUGAGGCCAGGGCUGGCGUUCUGGAGAAGAUGAUGCCUUUCAGGUUGUUGAAGAACAUCAGCGGUGUUACGUUUGUCCCUUCGUCCACAGAGGAGAGGAGGAAGACCCUGCUUCCACGAAUCAACCCAACACCUGGGUCUUACCCGGUCCAGGCUUAUGCUCCAUUAUCCAGCAUCAACAUUGCUGAUACGGGAGCCAUGGUAUAUGAAGGCUGGCCCAAUUCAACCAGUGCUCUCUCUGGUCCCACACCACCUGUUCAUCUUCAUGGGCAUGGGUCAACACAUAGCUUUGGGCUAAGUCACGGUCAUAGCUGCAACCACAGCCACAACCACCAUGCUCAUAGUCAUGUUCAGCUCUAGUUCAUACACUUGAUUGCUUUACAAAACUCCAAAUAUGCAGAUAAGUCAUAUUCUAUUAAAACUGCUUUAUUUGCCUCUCCUGAACCAUAAUAAGGUGAUGGUUAACCUACACCAUCUCUUGUCCUUGAGUUGUGUGGAUUACAAUGUCAAAUAUUUGGGAGAGAAACAAACCGUCAACUGACAAUGUGCUUUAAGCUACCGUUUGUGGAGUCUCUGCCUUCUUGAAUGAACAAAUUACAUUUCUCUGAAUGUUUAAAUGUUUUGGCUGACUUUUCUACAUACGUUUAAAUGUUACAUAGUGUCUUUUGUAAUAUUUGUUAUUUCUACAAAAUAAAUAUGUAUAUAAAGUAUAAAAUCUCCAUACCAAAACUCUAUAAUUCACAUGCAGAAAACCCCAAUUGUUGCAGAAAGGUAGUUGUGUGCACAACCUGUCCUCUAUUUAUGCCCGGUUCAAGAUAAAAUGGUGAGUAUCCACAAAUUGGUAAACUUUAUUAGAGUGGAAAAAAGUAAUGUUUCAACCCAACCAGGUCUUAAUCAGGUAUAACAGUGUAUGGAUUCAAAACUAAUUGCACACUGCUGAUGUCAUGGUCAAGUAAUCAAACAAAAAAUAUGAAAUACAGUACACCAAAAUCCUGUUUCUGGUCUAUGUGGUGAUGCAGUGUUAUGCUGUGGUACUCCUUUCAAAAAUAUUUGUAAAAUAUAUUGAAAUAUGUAUUAUUGUUGUCAUCCUUACAACUUUUUUGCAACUAUUUCAAUUUUUGAUAAUGCACCUUCUGGGCUGUAUAGUGUAGUUUGUGUCACUUGAUCAUGAUGUCAGCAAGAUGUCUAAUUGGCCAUUUUAC